This is a messenger RNA of Sabethes cyaneus, 5223 nucleotides long. RefSeq names its product intraflagellar transport protein 172 homolog (gene Oseg2). Lineage: Eukaryota; Metazoa; Arthropoda; Insecta; Diptera; Culicidae. Gene Ontology annotation, molecular function: protein binding. The coding region runs from base 1 to 5223 and encodes 1740 amino acids. The record is from RefSeq and is a predicted model, not a curated record. Gene Ontology annotation, biological process: intraciliary transport. The transcript has 3 exons. Gene Ontology annotation, cellular component: intraciliary transport particle B; axoneme; ciliary basal body.
AUGCAGCUAAAAUUUAUGAAAACUAUUGUAGAGGCACAGGAUCAUCUAUAUCGAAUAGCUGGUCUAUGCUGGUCGCCAAAUAAUCAGAAGUUGGCGGUGGCUACCGCCGAUCGUACGAUAUUACUGUUUGACGAACACGGGGAACGGCGGGACAAGUUUUCCACGAAACCUGGAGAUGUUAAUGCCGGAAAAAGUUCGUAUGUUAUUCGCGGAAUUGCUUUUAGUCCCGAUUCUAGCCGUCUAGCGGUGGCACAGAGCGACAAUAUUGUAUACGUCUACAAGCUCGGUGAAACCUGGAAUGAGAAGAAAGUGAUCUGUAAUAAAUUUCCCCAGGGGGGUGCUGUGACAUGUAUCUCGUGGCUUGCCGGUGGAAUGAUCAUCGCUGGAUUGGAGGAUGGAAAGGUGCGUUCGUUGCAUUGUAAAAAUAAUAAGUCAAAGACACUGUAUGGAGCAGAAAGUUUAGUUGUGUCAUUAGCGGCAAAUGCUAGAGGAACUGGAUUUUUAUCCGGUCAUGACGAUGGAUCGGUCAUAAAGUUUUACAUAAUUGAGGAACCUGGAGAGCCUUCUGGAAGGAUUCUCCAACAUCCAGUUGCUCCAGUGUCAUUGGCUUGGCCACAGAGCGGAAUAUUUGUAGCGGGAUGCGAUAGGAAGAUUUGCUUUUAUGAUACUUCAGGGCGAUUAACUAGAAACUUCGAUUAUACUAGAGAUGAUUUGGAGCGAGAAUUUUCGAUUGCUGCGUCUAGUCCGAAUGGUCAAGCAGUAGCGGUUGGUAGUUUCGAUCGAAUUCGUGUUUUUACAUGGAGUCCACGACAAAACACUUGGACCGAAUCGUUAUGCAAGAGUAUUCCCAAUUUGUACACAGUAACUGCCAUCGCUUGGAGAAAAGAUGGAUCCCGACUAACCGUAGGAUCACUGUGCGGGGCCGUUUUAGUGUAUGAAUCCGUACUUCGUAGAACUAUCUGGCAAGACAAAUUUGAGCUGACCUUUGUUGCCCCAAGUCAAGUUUUGUUAAAAUCCCUUCAUGACCCGUCUUUCACCAUGAUUGUAGAAUCUCAGCUGGGACUUGAGAUCGACGACGUUCGUAUCAUGGGUAAAGAUAAUUUCCUAGUUGCACGAACUGAGGACUCGCUUAUUCUUUGUGACUUAAUACGAGGACUAACAAGUGAAAUUUCUUGGAUCGCAACUGGUCGCCACGAGAGAUUCUAUUUCGAGAACCCGACUGUUGCGUUGAUAUUUAAUGCCGGCGAACUUUCCCUUGUGGAGUACGGAGAGAACUACAUCCUGGGUUCGGUAAGAACCGAGUUUGUUAAUCCACAUGUCAUUUCAGUUCGGCUGAAUGAACGUGGCAAUGCAAAAAAUAACAAAAAACUUGCCUAUUUGUUAGAUAUGAAAACGGUUUGUGUCGUAGAUUUGAUCCUACAAUCGACAAUAACGCAGAUUACGCACGACUCCAAAAUUGAUUGGCUGGAGCUGAGUGAAACGGGUCAUAAGCUACUGUUUAGAGACAAAAAAAUGCGUUUGCUUUUGGUCGACAUCGGAACAGGGAAGAAACAAACCCUUUUGGCUAAGGUGGCUUUUGUUCAGUGGGUUCCGUCAAGUGAUGUUGCGAUAGCUCAGAGUGAUUCUAAUCUAGCGAUGUGGUACAACAUUGAUCUUCCGGAACAUGUGACAAUUAUGCCUGUGCGCGGCGAUGUAUUCGAUGUGAUUCGAGAGGAUGGAAGGACGGAGGUUCAUACUCGAGAGGGAGCAUCCGAACAUGUUUAUAAUCUGGACGAAGGCUUGGUAGAAUUUGGGACAGCUGUAAAUGAUAGCGAUUUCGGGAGGGCAAUUUUCUAUUUAGAAUCGUUGGGUGAUAAACCGGCUUCGAAAGCAAUGUGGCACAAUUUGGCGAAUAUUGCGCUGGCACAGCAGAACCUACGCGUGGCACAAAGGUGUUUCGCUGCGUUGGAGAAUGCUUCGAAGACGUUUUACAUUGGAGAGAUGAUCAAAAUCGCUGAGAAAUAUGAAGAAGCUUCUGGUAAUCCAGGAAUGAGCUGUCCCGAAGUGAGAGCCCGCAUGGCCCUUUUGGGAGGCGAUUUGAGAUCAGCUGAGCGAAUUUAUAUCGAACAGGGAGAUAUUGAAGCUGCUCUAGAUAUGUAUAAAAAUCUUCGCCGUUGGGAGGAUGCGAUCAAACUAGCAGAGCAUCGAGGUUAUCAGGGACUGGGCAAUUUGAAAGAGCAACAAAUGGAGUUUCUGUUGAAUACAAACCAAGAAGAAAAGGCCGGUGAAGUACUGGAAGAACGCGGAGAGAAAGAUAAAGCAAUGACAUUGUACAUGAAAGCAAAUAAACCGGUGAAAGCUGCCAAACUAGCUUUAAAGACUCCACAUCUUCUAUCGAAUGAGAGUAUAGUAACUCGAGUUUCUGCAGCUUUAGUAAAGGCUGAGCUUUUUGAGUUAGCAGCGGAGCUAGCUCAUCGAACCGGUCAACAGGAAAACGCCAUCGAUUGGUAUAGGAAGGGAGGAGCUUAUGCACGUGCUAUAGAUUUGGCUCGCUUUGUUUCGCCUGACGAAGUGAUUAAGCUGGAAGAAGAAUGGGGCGAUUGGCUGGUUUCAAAACGACAAUUAGAUGCGUCUAUUAGCCAUUAUAUUGAGGCAGGAUGUACGGUCAAAGCACUGGAAGCAGCAGUUGGAUCGAAGCAAUGGCGUAAAGCAGUUCAAAUAGCGAAAGUUGUGGACGAUGCCGAAGAAAUUCAAAAAUAUGCUGUAGAACUAGCUGAACACUUGUGUUUAAUCGGUGAUGUCAGUACUGCAGAGGAGUUAUUGAUUAGAGCUGAGAUGUACAAGGAAGCUAUUAAUCUUUUGAAUAAGCACGGUCAAUGGGAGAAAGCAUUUGAUAUAGCCGAAAAGUUCUUGAAUACCGACGAUGUUCGCGAUAUGUUUAUCGAAAUGGCGAAAGGAUUAGAACACGAUGGUAAGUACCGGGAUGCAGAAAAGGUUCUUCUAACCAUUAAUGAACCAGAUAUUGCCAUCAAUAUGUACAAGGAACUAGAAAUGUACGACUCGAUGAUUCGACUGGUAGAGAGAUACCACAAAAAUCUAUUGCAACAAACUCACAUAUCUCUUGCACGUCAGUUGGAAGGUAAAAAUCGUUUCAAGAAUGCUGAAGUUCAUUUCCUAGCUGCAGGGGAUUGGAAAGCGGCUGUUCAUAUGUACUGUGGUGCCAAUAAAUGGGAAGAGGCUCAUCGCGUGGCAAAGCAAAAAGGAGGUGAAGGUGCUUCCGAUCAGGUCGCUUACAUGUGGGCCAAGUCUCUUCCGAUCGAGGCAGCUGCCAGAUUACUACUGAAGAUGAAUCUUAUUGAUAACUCAAUUCUGUACGCAUGCGAAGCUGGACAGUUUGAUUUUGCUCUAGAAUUAUGCAACGCAAGUGGUAAGUCAGCGGAUGAUGUGCACUUGAAAAUUGCUAUGGCUUUAGAAGACGAUGGAAAAUUUACAGAAGCAGAAGCUGAGUUCUUGUUGGCAAACAAACCUAAAGAAGCUAUUAUGAUGCAUACACACAGCGGAGAUUGGAAGGCUGCCAUUCGUGUUGCAGAAAAAUAUCUUCCCGAAGCUGUCAAAGAAGUUCUUCUUAGUCAGGCUGCUUCAGCACUGGAAGCUCGAAAUUAUCCAGAAUACGAGGCCUUGAUGGUCCGAGCUGAAAGGCCUGAUUUGAUCCUGGAAUACUACAAGGAGUAUAACAUGCUUAGUGAUGCGCUUCGUAUUGCUAAAGAGUAUGUUCCUUCUGCAAUCGCAGAAAUUCAAAAGCUGUAUGCACGGAAUAAUCGCGGCAGUGGAGUGAACGACUCCCGCUAUCUGCUGCAGAAAGCUUCGGAAUAUGCUAGAGCUGAAGAGUUUAAAAAGGCUAUCGAAUGUUUGCUACAAAUCAGUGAUGCUAAUGCUGACGAAUCCACCGUUGGCCGAGCUUUGUUAAGAGCCGCUGAAAUCUGUAAUCAAUUUUUAGAAGGCCCCGAUGCAGUUGAGAUAGCUCGAGAACUCGGUCCACGUCUGAUGGAAAUCAAUCAAAUUGGCCCAGCUGCUCAGUUAUAUUUAGCUGCUGAAUUACCACGAGAAGCAGUUGAUGUGUUCAUCAAAACCGACAACUGGAAUAAGGCUCGUCGACUAGCGAAAGAAAUUGAUCCACAGUUAGUUAGUUAUGUGGAAUCACAGCAAAAGUCCCGCCUAAGAAAUCAAGGAAACGUUGAACAGUUGGCAGAUAUUGACAUAAUGGGCGCUUUAGAUUUACUUGCAGAGCAAGGUCAAUGGACGCGAUGCAUCGAAAAGGCCAAACAGCAUGGAGUUCCCGUGCUUCAGAAAUAUCUCGCCCAAUAUGCUGCUCAAUUGAUUCGGGACGGAGAUUGUACCGCUGCAUUGAACCUAUAUUUAGAGCAUGGUGUACCGCCAGUUGCUCAAAAUUUUAACAUCUACAAUCGUAUAGCAUUGGAAUGCUUUGCUUUGCGUGAGCCAGACGGUAUUCAAGUUUGGAAAAAUUUGCGUAAUUUUCUGCUGAAUCUAGUACAGGCUUUGCGAGGCACAGAUCAAACAGAAGCUGACGUGAUUGACCGUUUCGAGCAGUUACUGAUGAUAGCUCACUACUACUGCACCAGAGCAGCUUGUCGUCAAGCACCUGCUUUGCAGUCAAUUGCCGUCAAAAUUUCUGUUUCCAUAUUGCGUCACACUGACAUUAUUCCCUGCGAUAAGGGAUACUACGAGGCUGGCAUGGAUCUGCGCGGCAUGGGACGAGAAUCGGAAGCUUUUGUAAUUUUGAAUCAUUAUUUGGACGUUUGUGAAGCGAUCGAGGAAGGAUCGGGUAAUUUGGUCGACCAUUCUGAUCUGUCAACCACGGACUUCCCCAGUUCGGUUCCCAUACCGGCUGAGUUGCAUCUGAAGAACGAACUCAGUUUGCACGAGGAAAUUCGCGAAUGGGUGCUUGCCGUAAGUAUGGAUCAGAAGGUUGAUCAGAUAUUGCCAACCGAUGAUCGCAAUAUGUACGAGUCUAGCUUGGGUAUUUCCGAUCAGGCUUGUCUGGUGAGUGGCUAUCCGGUAAUGGGACGACAACCGGUCGUGUUUCAGCGUACUCACCGGCUUGCCAAUCGGGAUGCCUGGAGUAAGUUGACGGUGGCAGCGAGAAUGGCUCCGCAGACGGACAUUCCAGGUGUGAUUGAGUUCAUUGAGAAAUGGUGUGGUCCGGCGAAUUUCUUAUCUGGUUAA